AUGUCUGCUCAUAGCUCUAGAUCUGAUGCAAACAACAGCAAAGCAAGUUUCGAGCAGGCGAGUUGGGGUCGUUCUUGUAAUUGUGGUAGGCCUACUAUCAAGCUGAAGUCUUGGACAGAUGAAAAUCCGGGAAGAAUAUUCUACAAAUGUGAUGUUCAUGGCUUCGUUUCAUGGGUUGAUGUUGAGAAACAAUGCAAUUGGCAGAAGUUGAGUUUAUUGGAAGCACGAGAUGAGAUCCGUCACUACAAACAAAAGGUAAAUGUGUUAAAAGAUUCCGUGAUUGAAGAGAAGAAGAUCAUACAGCUUGAAGAGGGGAAGAAACAACUUGAAAAGGAGAAGAAACAGCUUGAAGAUGAAGUUAAUGUAGCCAAAGAGAGGGAAAAGUUACUUAGGCAGUUCAUUGCAAUUUCAUGGGGAGGUUUCAUUCUUGCAAUAGCCAUAAUCAUAACAAUUUUAAAGUAG
This is a messenger RNA of Camelina sativa (false flax), 462 nucleotides long. Lineage: Eukaryota; Viridiplantae; Streptophyta; Magnoliopsida; Brassicales; Brassicaceae. The record is from RefSeq and is a predicted model, not a curated record.